AUUGGAAUGAAUUGUAUAAAAAAAUUAGUAAUCUACUAUAGAAUUAGAAACCGAGAAAAUAUCUGAAGAAUAGUGAGUCUUUACUGUUUGGAUAGAUAAAAAAAUCGGAAGAAGAAGAAGAAUAUGGACCUCCGUGAAUCAAUCAGCAAGCAAACAAACGUUUCCCUCACCAUCGCAAAGCAUUUACUCUCUGAACGCAAACACGAGAACAUCGUAUUUUCACCGUUGAGUCUCCAAGUUGUACUCAGUAUCAUCGCUGCUGGUUCUGAGGGUCCCACACAACAUCAGCUUCUCUCCUUCCUCCAAUCCAAAUCCACCGAUCAUCUCUACUUCUUAACCUCUCAGCUUGUUACCGUUGUGCUCACCGACGCUGCUCCCGCCGGUGGACCUCGCCUCUCUUUCGUCGACGGUGUAUGGGUUGAAAAAUCCCUUUCUCUUCAUCCUUCUUUCAAACAAAUCGUCACCACUGAUUUUAAAGCCACUUUAGCUUCCGUUGAUUUCCAAACCAAGGCUGUUGAAGUUACCAAUGAAGUGAAUUUAUGGGCGGAAAAAGAGACAAAUGGCCUUAUUAAAGAACUUCUUCCUCCAGGUUCUGUCAACAGCUUAACCAGGCUCAUCUUUGCUAAUGCACUGUACUUUAAAGGACAAUGGAAUGAGAAGUUUGAUGCUUCGUUAACCAAAGAAAAUGAUUUUCACCUUCUGAAUGGCAGUUCAGUCAAAGUUCCCUUCAUGACUAGCAAGAAGAAGCAGUUUAUUAGUGCUUUUGAUGGUUUUAAAGUUCUUCGUAUUCCUUAUAAGCAAGGUGAAGAUAAGCGACAAUUUUCUAUGUACUUUUUUCUUCCAGAUGCAAAAGAUGGGCUAUCAGCUUUGGUUGAGAAGGUGACUUCUGAAUCUGAGCUACUAGAACACAAGCUUCCUUUUGAAAAAGUGGAAGUAGGCGACUUCAAGAUUCCAAGAUUCAAUGUUUCAUUUGGGCUUGAAACUUCUGAUAUGCUGAAGGAGCUAGGAGUAGUUUUACCUUUCUCUCCUGGAGGUUUGACUACAAUGGUGGACUCUCUUAUGGGUCAAAACCUUUGUGUUUCCAAUAUAUUUCACAAGUCUUUCAUUGAAGUAAAUGAAGAAGGCACUGAAGCUGCUGCGGCCACAGCUGCAACUAUAUUGUAUAGGAGUCUCCGUCUUCCAACUCGACUAGACUUUGUAGCUGACCACCCUUUCUUAUUUGUAAUUAGAGAAGAUUUGACGGGAACAGUCCUUUUUGUUGGACAAGUGCUCAAUCCCUAUGUUGUCAAUCCCAUGGUCACCGGUAGCGGUGCUCCUGACCGCCGAUAAAUACAUGUAUAACACUAAGUUUUAUAAAACUACUCAAAAUAAACAAAUUAAUAGUGCAUUUCAACAAAGGUAAGUUCUAUGGGGAAAAAAUGUGUGAAUUGUUUAUAUAUGUAAGUUCUAUGGGUAAAAAUGUGUGAAUUGUGCCAUGAGGAUGAAUUUUUGUAAUUAAUUAAUCAUUGGUAGAUUUCUACUGUA
Messenger RNA from Cicer arietinum (chickpea), 1524 nucleotides. RefSeq names its product serpin-ZX-like. NCBI's taxonomy places the organism in Eukaryota, Viridiplantae, Streptophyta, Magnoliopsida, Fabales, Fabaceae. The record is from RefSeq and is a predicted model, not a curated record. Gene Ontology annotation, molecular function: serine-type endopeptidase inhibitor activity.